Polychytrium aggregatum is the source of this 2242-nucleotide messenger RNA. RefSeq names its product kinase-like domain-containing protein. The transcript is spliced from 2 exons. Lineage: Eukaryota; Fungi; Chytridiomycota; Chytridiomycetes; Polychytriales. The coding region runs from base 63 to 2075 and encodes 670 amino acids. The record is from RefSeq and is a predicted model, not a curated record. Gene Ontology annotation, biological process: protein phosphorylation. Gene Ontology annotation, molecular function: ATP binding; protein kinase activity; protein binding.
CUCUUGUCCAUUUGCCAUUAUCGUCACCAACGAGCAUCCUUCCAGCAUCCAUCUCUCGCACCAUGGCCAGCAGAGCCAUCAUCAGCCCCGCUCCCGAGCGUCCGUCCUGGUACAUCUCGCCCAGCGACAUCACCGACCGCUCGGCCAACCCCAUCGGCCGCGGUGGCUUUGGCGAGGUCUUCACUGGCACAUACUUUGGCUCCAAGGUCGCCAUCAAGCAGCUCCUUGGAAACCACAACAACCGGGAGCUCGCUGACUACAACCAUGAGAUCGAUAUCUGGAAGCAGCUCAGCCACCCCAACAUCCUCCCUCUGCUCGGUGCCUGCGACAAAGACGAUGACGGCAACCCGAUUCCUCCCUUCAUGGUCUCGCCCUUCAUGCCCAACGGCACCCUUCGCAACCAUGUUGCCAAUAACAACGUCCCACUCAAGGAGAAGCUCCGUCUCCUCUUCCAAGCUGCAUCGGCUCUGGCAUAUCUCCAUUCCCGUCGCAUCAUCCACGGCGAUCUCAAGGCCCUGAACAUCCUCCUGGACGGCCUGAACAACGCCGUCGUCACCGACUUUGGCCUCUCCCGCACCAAGCACACCUCUGCCUCGCUGGACCGCAACCGAUCCAUGGGCCCGACCGGCGGUACCGAUGGAUAUAUUGCACCCGAGAUGCUGGACGACGAUGAUCCCAGUGGCACCACCAUGAAGACCGACGUCUAUGCCUUCGCCAUCACAAUGUAUGAAGUCCUCAUCGAUGCCAAACCCGUCUGGGUCACCAGCAACGGACAAGCCAUGCUAGGCCGAGCUAUCGAACGCAUUUCAUGCAACGGCAAGCGCCCCAAGCGUCUCGAUGGCAUCCCCGACGAUAUCUGGGCCCUCAUCGAACGCUGCUGGGCCCAAGAUCCCGCCGCCCGCCCUGCCUUCACCGAGAUCCUUGCCGUCCUCCAGCCAUACGAUCUUGCCGAUACUCCUGUCCUCCCUGCUCCCACCCGCGUCAGGAUCCCAUCUGUCCGCCCACUUGCCAGCCAUUUCGCCACUCUCAGCGUGAACAACCAGCCCCCGUCCCAGUCCAGUCGGCCCGCCGAGUUCGUGUUCGAUGGCAUCAAGAGCACCCGUCGCCGACUACCUGGCGUCCUAUUGUCCCGCGUCAAGCAAGGUGACCCCGCUGCCUGUCUCAAUGCUGCCAAGUUGGUCUCGGAGGGUCUCCCUGCUCGCCACAAAGAUUGGAAGCUCGCCGCCCAGCUCUACAAGGCCGCUGCCGACCGCGGGAGCCUCGAAGCAUCCUUCCAGAUGGGCUGGCUCGGUUUCCUUGGCGUGGGAAUUCCCCAAAGCGACCGCAGCGCAUUGUGGUUCUGGCAGGAAGUCAGCACCAAGUCGGAUGACCAGGUCCUGAAACCCAUCGCGACCCACAUGGUCGGUUGGAUGCAUUAUCUUGGCCGGGGAACCCAACAGGACAAGCGGAAGGGUGUCAAGAUCAUCCGAGACAACAAAUCGGAUGAGUUCACACUUGGGGAAGCCGAAUGUCUGGCAUGGUCAGUUUGCGACAGAAAAUCGAAUUCAUCAGCGGCCCGCAAAUUCUUUGAGCUAUGCCAACUGGGAUCAGAGCGCGACUGGUUGUGCAAGUAUCUCUUGGCCAUGUGUUUGUUCCUUGGAUUUGGAACCACGAAAAAUCAGACCAAGGCAAUGGGCGACUUCGAACAACUUGCCAAUGAUGGUCGCAGUGACUGUCAGCUCGCAAUGGGAAGGUGUUUCUACGCUGGUUGGGUGGGAUCGGAGGAUCACAAGAAGGCAUAUGAGUGGUGUAGCAAGUCGGCCGAUCAAGGCAACUCGUACGGUCAGUGGAUGGCUGGUGUGUGUAUUCUCUGUGGAUAUGGAGUUGCCAAAGAUCUCACCAAGGGAAAUGCGUGGCUCCGCAAGUCGGCCGAGCAAGGCAAUCAAUAUGGUGAGUUUUGGUUCGGCAACUGCUUCCAUUUUGGCCGUGGUGUCCCCAAGAGUAUCGAAACUGCGAUUUUUUGGUACCGCAAGUCCGCCGACCAAGGCCACUGGGAUGCCAUCACCAUACUCAAGUCCCUCGGCAAGUGGCCCUGAUCUCCGAGCUCCUCCCGAUCCACUCCCGAACAACCAUAUGGUAGCCAAGCAAAACGGCCCCCACACCGAUCCCAGGCACACCGACAUCAUCUGCCUCUACGUUUGAACUUGGUCUCCUCUAGCAGGCCAAUCUGAGGACCAAAUCCCACCACUCAAACUGCCACAAA